Molecule: messenger RNA, 887 nt
Organism: Setaria italica (foxtail millet)
Lineage: Eukaryota; Viridiplantae; Streptophyta; Magnoliopsida; Poales; Poaceae
Product: caffeoylshikimate esterase-like
Exons: 5
Coding region: 75-887 (270 amino acids)
Cellular component (GO): membrane
Molecular function (GO): lipase activity
Source: RefSeq, a predicted model, not a curated record
CUAUUGAUCAUUGAUGUUCAUGAAUCACUGCUGCCUGACUACUUUCACUUAAAAAUGUUGGAUGGCAUGAUGCCAUGUCUAAUGGUGGGGAACAUUGGUUACUGGCAGCAUGUGGGAUCAAGCUUGCCACAGCAGGGUAUGGUGUGUUUGGGAUUGAUUAUGAGGGCCACGGCAAGUCCAUGGGUGCCAGGUGCUACAUCCAGAAGUUUGAAAAUCUUGUGGCUGACUGCGACAGGUUCUUCAAGUCCAUCUGUGCCAUGGAGGAUUACAGAAACAAAAGCCGAUUCUUGUACGGCGAGUCCAUGGGAGGAGCCGUGGCUCUACUGCUGCACAGGAAGGAUCCGAUCUUCUGGGACGGUGCUGUCCUUGUAGCGCCAAUGUGCAAGAUAUCAGAGAAAGUGAAACCACACCCCGUCGUGAUCACCCUCCUGACGCAGGUGGAAGAGAUCAUCCCGAAGUGGAAGAUAGUCCCCACCAAAGACGUCAUCGACUCUGCGUUCAAGGACCCUGUGAAGCGCGAAAAGAUCAGGAAGAACAAGCUCAUCUACCAGGACAAGCCCCGGCUUAAGACAGCACUGGAGCUGCUCAGAACAAGCAUGGAUGUGGAAGAUAGCCUGUCAGAGGCUUAUAAAAGACGAGGAGAUCGAAUUCAUGAGAGGCCAAAGGAACUUGGUCGCCGACUCCUGAUGAACGGGAACGGCUUCGUGGUUGCUGCGGUGCUCAGCGGUCCGCUCGUUCUCUACUUCAAGGUUAAGCAGGCCGGCGGUGUCAUCCGCCGGAUCUGCGCAUUUCCGGCGAGAGCCCAUGGAUGCAGCCGGCAGUCCCUCUCGCUUGAUGUCGCCGCUGCAGAGGUGGAGGUUUCUUGGGCAAAUUUACUCAAUAAUUGA